Saccostrea cuccullata (small rock oyster) is the source of this 630-nucleotide messenger RNA. RefSeq lists its product as uncharacterized. Gene Ontology annotation, molecular function: stem cell factor receptor binding. The coding region runs from base 1 to 630 and encodes 209 amino acids. Lineage: Eukaryota; Metazoa; Mollusca; Bivalvia; Ostreida; Ostreidae. The record is from RefSeq and is a predicted model, not a curated record. The transcript has 4 exons. Gene Ontology annotation, cellular component: membrane. Gene Ontology annotation, biological process: cell adhesion.
AUGUUAACGAUCUAUGAAGAGACUUGCUCAUGUGGUGGGUAUUUUUUCGACGAGAAAGAAAAUGUGUGCAAAGAAUGUCCCCCAGGUUAUUUUGGAAGAAAUUGCUUACAUAGGUGUCGGUACCCGGGAUAUGGAAAAUUUUGUCAAAAUGUAUGCUUUUGUAACAAAGAAUAUUGCGAUUAUCGGAGUGGUUGUGUCAACACCAGAGAUUUCAAUCAUAAUUUACAAAAUCAAGAAGUGAUGCUCCAAGAAAAUAAAUCCACUGACUCAAACGAGGAGAACGAAAAUUUGAUUACGGCGUCCCAGUUAACACCAAUUCUCAUCGGUGUCAUACCUUUCUUGGGAUUCGUGAUGUCUGCUUUUGUUGGACGAAUAAUCUGGAAAAAGGUUAAUCCUAAGAUCGUUCAAAGAUCGGAGGAGGCUCAAAUUGAGAGAAAGUUGAAUAGAACCAUAGAAAAUGAAGACACAAAGGAACACUUUUACGAAUCUAUUGAUGGGUGGAAGACAGGUGAAAGUAGGAGAGACAUUUUCCCUUCAGAAAAUAAUUACAUCAACAGGCUCAAUUUCUUUACUAAAGGAAAUAAGCCCGAAAAUCGAGAAUCGAAUCACUUCUACGAUGCUUUGAAAUGA